Molecule: messenger RNA, 462 nt
Organism: Vicia faba (fava bean)
Lineage: Eukaryota; Viridiplantae; Streptophyta; Magnoliopsida; Fabales; Fabaceae
Source: the annotation of a GenBank genome assembly
AUGACUACUGGUGUUGAAGACCAGGAGGUGGUUGUUGGCAUUGAGCAUCUACUGCAUAUGAAUAUUAAUGAUAAGGCACAAGAGAUGGAGUUUUUGGAGCUUGGAGAAUAUUGUGUUGGUGUUGGUAAUGUCUUCCUUCCCAACGAUGACGACGGUGUUGGUGUUGCCUUCCUUCUCGACAAUGACGACGGUGUUCGUGUUGUCUUCCUCCUUGAGGAUGACGGUCGUGUUCGUGUUGUCAACCUCCUCGACGAAAAUGACCAAAUAAAUAAUAAAACUGAACCAAAAGCAAAAAAAACCUUGUACACAUACACUGCCCUAAUCUUGAUCUUCUCUCUUCAUUCCCACACCGAUCCAAAAAACACUCAGUACUAUUCCAGUGAAGCACUGAUUCAGACAUGGCUAGUGCGGCGAGUGCUGUGGAUGCUUCUGGAAACCCGAUCCCUACAUCGGCGGUGUUGA